Molecule: messenger RNA, 2687 nt
Organism: Octopus sinensis (East Asian common octopus)
Lineage: Eukaryota; Metazoa; Mollusca; Cephalopoda; Octopoda; Octopodidae
Product: potassium voltage-gated channel subfamily KQT member 1-like
Exons: 15
Coding region: 488-2362 (624 amino acids)
Biological process (GO): potassium ion transport; transmembrane transport
Cellular component (GO): voltage-gated potassium channel complex; membrane
Molecular function (GO): voltage-gated potassium channel activity
Source: RefSeq, a predicted model, not a curated record
UCACAGUAUAUAGUAAAUAGCUGCUCUAUCUAAAAUAUUGAGUCCUUUCAACUUUGAAUGUUACUAAGAACAUUAUAACUAUUUAGUAUUAACUGUGUGUGUAUACAUACAUACAUACACACAUACACACAUAUAUACAUACACACAUACAUACAUACAUACACACACAUGCACACACACACACACACACUAAUAUUUAUAUAUAUAAGAGUGUGUUUGCAUAUAUAUAUAUGUAUAUAUGUGUGUGUGUGUGUGUAAAUAUUUACAUACCUAUGAUCAGUUCCAAAAGCAAAAGUAUUAAUAACCUCAAUACCGAUAAUAGCAAUAAUAAUAAUAAUAAUAACAAUAAUAAUAAUAAUAAUAAAUAAUAAUAAUAAUAAUAAUAAUAAUAAUAAUAAUAAUAAUGGUAAAUGAGGUAGAAUAAGAUAGAAGCAAAAAUUAAAUAAAGAAAAGGGAACUGAAAAAAAGUAUAUGUUUCCCCUGUUGCAUGUUAUGCAAAGAAAUGUCAACGAGUAGUACAUUUAUAGAACCUAUGAAGGAUCGACCGAUCCCUCCGAAAACUGAAGGAGACCAUUUGCCAAAAAAGAGAGAAUGUGGUCCUCCAGGAAAUGGGGUCGCACCCAUUUUUGACUAUAUGGAAUCUGAGAUGUCUUCAAGUUCAAACUCACAAACAUUUGAAAACAAAUCGCCGCCACCCCCCGCCUACGAGAAGCUCUACCCAUCACCGUACAUGAUGAAUACAAGGUUUAGGACAUACCGCAGCAAUCUAACGCUACAGGCAAAAGUCUACAACUUUUUAGAAAGACCAACAGGCUGGAAGUGUUUCAUUUAUCAUUUCACUGUGUUUAUGAUGGUUUUAAUCUGCCUUAUAUUCAGUGUCUUAUCUACCAUUGACCAAUAUACAGAAUUUGCAAAUGGAACAUUGUUCUGGAUGGAAGUUGUGCUGGUAUUUUUUUUCGGAUUUGAAUAUAUAAUACGUCUCUGGUCAGCCGGUUGUCGAAGUAAAUACAUGGGUGUUUCUGGACGACUACGGUUUGCUAGAAAACCAAUAUCUGUUAUUGAUUUUAUUGUUGUUGUUGCAUCAAUUGUCGUCUUUACUAUUGGCUCCGAGGGACAAGUAUUUGCCACUUCUGCCAUCCGAGGAGUUCGUUUCUUGCAAAUCCUUCGUAUGCUCCAUGUUGACAGACAAGGAGGGACAUGGAGAUUACUUGGUUCUGUGAUAUACCUGCAUAGGCAGGAGUUGAUAACUACCCUAUAUAUCGGAUUUUUAGGUCUGAUUUUCUCAUCCUAUUUUGUCUACCUGGCAGAAAGGAAAGAAGGUAAAAAAGACUUUGCAAGCUAUGCUGAUGCCUUAUGGUGGGGAGUUAUAACUGUGAUGACCAUUGGCUAUGGUGAUAAAGUGCCACAAACUUGGCUUGGUAAAAUAGUUGCAUCCUGCUUUGCUGUUUUUGCAAUAUCAUUCUUUGCCUUACCAGCCGGAAUUCUUGGAUCAGGAUUUGCUCUGAAAGUACAACAAAAACAGCGACAGAAGCACUUUAACAGACAAAUUCCAGCUGCUGCCACUCUUAUACAGUGUGUUUGGCGGUGUUACGCAGCUGAUCCUUCCUUCAACUCAGAAGCGACAUGGAAAAUCCAUAUUCAAGACACAUAUCCCGAGGAAACGGUUCUUGCACGAAUGGCCAGGAGAGCAAGUUUGACAUUAAGGAAACGCCGUGCGUCACGGAUGGAUGUUAAUUCUCCCAGCAGCCACUUGCACCGGGACAGUAUCAUUUCACUGUCAUUUACAGAUGAAAAAGGAUCAGCAAACUCGAAGAUUUCUAGUGCUGCAUCCCGUACAGAUCCUCGUCGACAUAGUAUGUGUGGCACUACAGAGUACAAUGAAGACACAGACGCUGAAAAUGAGGAAACAGAAAGAGUAUUCCACUUGACGGAACGCCAUAAAGUUGCUAUCCGUGUGAUACGAAAAAUAAAAUAUUUUGUUUCUCGUAGGAAACUUCUGCAAGCCAGAAAACCAUAUGACGUGCGAGAUGUCAUUGAACAAUAUUCACAAGGCCAUCUUAAUAUGAUGGUGAGAAUAAAAGAACUACAGCGGAGGCUUGACCAAAUUCUUGGGAAACCUUCAACUUUGUACCAUAAUUCACGAGACAGAGACAAAAUGACAAUUUGUGCACGCAUUGUAAGAGUAGAAAAUCAGAUGGUACAAAUGGAUCAGAAACUGGAUAAUGUUGUUGAAAUGCUGAGAAACUUGAUGAAACAUUUAAUGAGUGAGAGAGAAGGCAAACCAUGGCAUUUCUCUUCCCAAGACAAUGAAGAACCUGCAGAAAAAGUUUGUCUUCAAUCGCGUCCACCAUAUUCGCUAUGACCACGUGGUAUAUAGAAAUUGCCUGCUUUUCCCGGUUAAAAGAAGGCGACGGGACUCACCAUGGACUCACAAUGAUAGCCGGAUCUGUUCUACACGCGACAGCAGGUGUCCGACGUUAACCGUUUUCUUAAAAACUAUGGAGACCAAUCAGGAAUUCAAUAAACACCGCUGGAUUGUCUACGAGCAGUCCAAGGAAGUCUUCCUCCUUUGGGGAAUUUUUUUCUUACAACUUAUUUUAUCAUCGUUCUCACGGUUUCCACGCUUCAUUUUACCUAACCCCACAUUGUAUUUUCCUGUACCGUUUCCAACGACUUUGGUGAACCUU